This is a messenger RNA of Diorhabda sublineata, 2297 nucleotides long. RefSeq lists its product as uncharacterized. Bases 1698 to 2198 code for a protein of 166 amino acids. Lineage: Eukaryota; Metazoa; Arthropoda; Insecta; Coleoptera; Chrysomelidae. The transcript is spliced from 2 exons. Gene Ontology annotation, biological process: mitochondrial electron transport, NADH to ubiquinone. The record is from RefSeq and is a predicted model, not a curated record.
UAUAAAUCUUUAUUAAAAUGGUUUCGUUUUGUUCAAGUUUAUCAACUGAACAAUUCAAUUCUUUAAUAUUAGAAAUUAUGUAUAUGUUUCAUAGGGGGAAUAAUAAGAAUUUUUGUAGGGCUUGGGUGGGGCAUGGAACAGAGGCUGGACUAUAUCAAGGGCCCCCCAUUGAUUCUUAAGAAGGAUCAGGACUUAUAGUCACUAGUGGAUUAACCAGCAGAUUUGAAGCGGUGGCAUAUUUCGUUGAAAAAUUUUCUAUUUGGAUUAACAAAAUUAAAAUAUUUUUUACAUGGAGGUGAGUUUUGAAAUUUUUACAGAAAUGAAAGUAGCAAUAAAAAUUGAAAUACAUAUACAAUAUACUAAAUCUAUACAUAUUAACAAUUGCUAUGCUAUGUAAAAUGUACUAUGAUCAUGAAUUAUUAGAAUAUUGUAACAGCAAUCCUUUAUUAUAAUUUAAAUUCAGUUAUUACUUAUUUAGUUCUAUUUUUUCAUUGAUAACUAAUAUUUUUGGAAAGAUUAGGUUGCACCCCUCCGAUUUCGUUAAAAUUUUUGUAUGCUAUAGAGAAAAUUACGCUGAACAAGAAUAUACAAUGCAACCUCGAAAAAGCAAACUGGAAGGAAACAAGUAAAUAUUCGUAAUAUCAAGCUUGAACGAAUAUUCGUCCAAGAUAUCAAGUAAUUCGUUGAAUUGAGAUUUUUUAUUUGGAAGUUGCGUCGUUAUAAAAAAGUAAACAAAUUGUUUUAUUCACAUCUAAAGCGAAAUCCAAUUUCGUGAUGGACUACAUCGUCACUCAAACCUCCUUUUUCACAUAUGAAAUUAAGAGUCAUAUAUUGGUUUUUGGUUAACAAAAUUUGUUAAUCAGAGGUAUCUAUACUUUUUAUUACUAAAGGCCGAUGUCUUUUGAAAAACGAAUCAGGCAUUUUAGCUUGAGUCUUUUAUACGUCACAAGGCAAACUGAGAGGUUUGCCCAAGUGUUUAAAUCUUGUACGUGUGAGUACUGGGGAUGAAGCGGACUCUGUUUUUGGCUCCUGCAUGCAUCAGCGGUAUAAGAAAAGCAGUAGACCCUUCUAUCUGUGUCUUAGCUUGUCUCAUACUAAGUGUUCCUAUUCAUCUCCGCAAAUCCUUGCAAGCAUAUUAUUGAGAUAUUGAGCAACACCAAUAAAGGGUUGUAGUCCCAUUAGUGGAUUUGCUUGUUCCAAUCUGGUGAGCGAGUGCGCCUCGUCGCUGCCCGAGUGACUAGCAUUUAAGGGGAAUAAACAAUUUUCAAAGUUCAAAAAACCAUAAACAAAUAGAACAACUCGUCAGCUGAUCGUAUUUACCCACCGGUCGACCACAUGACGACCUAAUUAACUCGAUUAGUUUCCAAACAACAAUGAACGUGAUCCGGGUUAGCUUCCGUACAUUCAGAUCAUGAACGGGUUAACCCACUCAUAGUUUUCGAAAAGCCCUUAUUCAAUAUAACUGGAUCUUGUGAAUAUAAACUACAUUUUUUCUAGUUCUUAAUAAACAGAUUUCAAAUAAUGUCUAAAUUAAUCCACUAUUUAAAAACGCACUCGAUAGUAGACAGUUUGACAUCAGUCAAUGUCAAUGGUAUAAUAUUGUACAUAACCUCUUGCAUUUCCAUCAAAAAUAAGAAAAAUUACGUAAUUAGUAUUAUUUUACUUUAAUAGAAUACAUUGUUUCUAGCUAGAAAAAUAUGGGGAAAUCCUCUUUUACGGGGGGUGUUAAACCCAUGUCCAUAACAGGACGAUUUACUAAUGAAAGAGAACGUUUAAUUGGAAUGACAGAUGCUGAAAGAGCCUUUCGUAGACAAUGGUUAAAAGAUCAAAUAUUAGCUCCUUCGGAGCCAAGAGUUGUUCCUGAAAUAUAUACGGCUACUCAUAACCCAAUCAGAAGAUUUUAUAGAUGGCCUUUAGAUCAAUUAGGUAAAGCAUUAGCACCCGUUCUCGGCGAACAACGUGCAGGGAGAAUUAGAUACUUCACUGGCAAGAUUUUAUUGGGAUUAGCAGGUGUUUAUGCUUUGACUUACUAUGUAAAAUACAAUACAAAUGAUUGGACUCGUAAAAAUGGUAUGAGAAUAUUAAAGUCUAGUGUAGCUGUCCAUGAAGGAGAUCCUGGUUAUCCUCGUGUAUCUGAUAGAACCAAACCGUCUGAUUAUGGUGAUAGAGGGUUCAAUAAUGUUAAAUUAAACUUAUAAAUAUAUCUAAUUAUUUAGUGUUAUUAGAAUUUGUUUUUGAUUACUUGCUUGGUUUUUUUGGUAAUCUAAACAGGUAAUAUAUUCAAAUACAAUAACUUA